This is a messenger RNA of Arabis nemorensis, 336 nucleotides long. NCBI's taxonomy places the organism in Eukaryota, Viridiplantae, Streptophyta, Magnoliopsida, Brassicales, Brassicaceae. The record is from the annotation of a GenBank genome assembly.
AUGAGUUCGAUUCUCCCCAGAAAUAUUUUCACCUCCAUUUGGGAGUGGGAUCCCAUUGCUGCCGCGGCUCUAGCCAGUGCUGCCUCGGCUCUAGCCAGUGCUGCCUCGGAUGUUCUCAUAACCUACGCAGGAGACAUGAGCAAAUAUGAUCGGAAGCUUGCGAAUCAUAUAGAUCUCUCUUGCAAGAGACUAACCACAGUAAAAAAUGAGGUAGCCAAUUGGAACCCUUUCGUUGAAGAAGCUGGAGAAUCUUCUGGAGAGGCUUCUGAAGAAUCUUCUAGAGAGGCUUCUGGUGCAGGUAAGAGGCUUCAAUCUUCCUUAUGUUUCACUUAUUAG